Messenger RNA from Osmia bicornis bicornis, 1384 nucleotides. RefSeq names its product calcineurin B homologous protein 1-like (gene elm). Gene Ontology annotation, molecular function: calcium ion binding. NCBI's taxonomy places the organism in Eukaryota, Metazoa, Arthropoda, Insecta, Hymenoptera, Megachilidae. The record is from RefSeq and is a predicted model, not a curated record. Bases 296 to 865 code for a protein of 189 amino acids. The transcript has 4 exons.
UGUGCAUAUAUCUUUUUAACAAUAAUUUAUAAUAUUUCAUUUAUGUUUGUUGAAUUAAUCUCUUGGAAGUCUUUGAUAAUACGUUGUAUAUCGGCCUUAAUAUUUUAUCAGUUUUAUCAGUUACCUUGACAUUUGAUUAGCCUGUCACCUGUCAUCCAUUUCUACUUGGUGUAUGUACAAAAUGUACUUUGACCGAAAAUAGCAAAUAUGAAUUAGGAAACAUACAGUUAGGUUAAAGUUAUUAAGUAUUCAGUUGUGAUAAGGUGAAAUUUGUCAAUUGUCGUAUUAAGACAACAUGGGUAAUAGAUCUAGCUUACUUUUGCGCGAAGAAGAAAUAGCGCAAAUCCAGGAAGCCACUGGAUUUACUCCAAAUCAAAUUGAACGCUUAUACAGUCGUUUUACAAGUCUCGAUCGCGGAGAUUGUGGAACACUGAGUAGAGAAGACUUUCUUCGAAUUCCAGAAUUGGCAAUUAAUCCUCUGGGUGAUAGAAUUGUAAAUGCUUUCUUUGAAGAAAGCGGUAAUGAUAGGGUGAAUUUUCUACAAUUUAUGCAAGUGCUGGCUCACUUUAGACCAAUUAAGAAAAAUAGUCCAAAUAGGCUAAAUUCUAGGCAAGAGAAACUAAAAUUUGCUUUCAAAAUGUAUGAUUUGGAUAACGAUGAUUUGAUAUCAAAAGACGAGCUUCUAGCUAUUUUACACAUGAUGGUUGGGGCAAAUAUUAGUGAAGAACAGUUAACUAGUAUUGCAGAACGGACCAUAAUGGAAGCUGAUGAGAAUGGUGAUGGAAUGAUAUCAUUUGAUGAAUUUUGCAAAACUCUGGAAAGAACAGAUGUUGAGCAAAAAAUGUCUAUAAGGUUUCUCAGCUAAUUUAUUUGAUUGUUUCCUUUAAUAAUGCACAAUUUGCUGAUGAGUUGAAUGUAUUAAACCUAAUUGUAAUUGAUUGCAUUAAACGUAAUAAUUAAUUUUUUCACAGAUAAUCUGAUUUAUUUUACAUAGGACGGAAAAUCGAAACGUUUAUCAAUGUAUUUGAAAGGUGAAUCAUUGAAUUUUAUUCCUCUUAAAAAUCUUACGAAAAUCAUCAAUAAUUUUAAUUAUUAAAAAACUUGUACACUUAUAUACCACUUCUAUGUUUAAUAAUGUAUAAAUUUCAUAGAAUUACAGAUUUUGACAACCUACUCUUUACAAUGUCUAAUUCGUUACACGACUUAUUACACUGUUUACAAUCUUCGAAAAAAAGUGACGAGGUCUACUUAUAAUACCGUUGAAAAAUAAGUUAUACUACCGAUGACGCACUUUAAAAAAUUGGAAUACAUCUAAAAUAUGUAUUACGUUGUUAACAUGUAUUUUGUUUUGUACACGAAUUAUACUUGGACUUCGAAAAAAUAA